Neopelma chrysocephalum (saffron-crested tyrant-manakin) is the source of this 5439-nucleotide messenger RNA. RefSeq names its product solute carrier family 25 member 47 (gene SLC25A47). Lineage: Eukaryota; Metazoa; Chordata; Aves; Passeriformes; Pipridae. Gene Ontology annotation, molecular function: transmembrane transporter activity. The record is from RefSeq and is a predicted model, not a curated record. The transcript has 6 exons. Gene Ontology annotation, biological process: transmembrane transport. Gene Ontology annotation, cellular component: mitochondrion. The coding region runs from base 170 to 1054 and encodes 294 amino acids.
AUCCACAGGGCUCACAAUCCCCAGAGGCAAGAGAAGACUGUAGGAAGGUUAUUCAUAUUGCAAAUCACACUGUCUCCGCAGGACCUGCAGGGCUCUGGGAAGACAGAACUCCUUCCUUCUACCUCCCUAACACUAAUUCAGGGUGAUUAAGGCAGCAGACGCACUCUGGAUGGAUUUCAUUGCUGGGGCCAUUGGAGGUGGCCUAAGCACAGCCGUGGGUUAUCCGCUGGACACAGUGAAGGUGAGAAUUCAGACUGAGAAGCAUUACAAAGGGUUUUGGCACUGUGUUCAAGAAACAUACAGGACAGAAAAAAUUUGGGGAUUUUACAAAGGUGUGUCUGCAUCAGUCCUUGCCGUAUCAGCAGUUUCUUCUGUUUCCUUUGGCACAUACAAGAACUUCCUCUGUACAAUCUGCAAGCUGCGAUACGGGGCUGCAGAUGCAAAGCCAUCCAAGCUGGAUGUUUCCCUUGCUGGAGCUGUUGCCGGUGCUGUCCGGGUUGUGUUGACAAACCCUAGUGAAGUGGCUAAAGUUCGGAUGCAGACUCAGAGAAACCCACACCCUUCUGUCACAUCUCAGCCUGUUUCCAAACCAAAGUACCAAGGGUCUCUGCACUGUCUGAAGGUGAUCACCAAGGAGGAAGGUUUUGGGGGUCUCUACAAGGGCUGCUCUGCAUUACUCUGGAGGGAUUGCUCUGCUUCUGCAGUAUAUUUCCUUUCCUAUUCUGCUCUCUGUGACUGGUUCACACCAGAUGGGGAAAAUAAACCAGGUUUCCUCGUUGUGCUGCUUUCUGGGGGUUUUGCUGGAGUCCUGGCCUGGGGAUUAGCUACUCCCAUGGAUGUCAUCAAAUCACGGAUGCAAAUAGAUGAAUCGGACCAGCACAAGUACAAAGGCCUGAUCCACUGUGUUAGGGAAAGUGUGAGAAAGGAGGGUGCAAAAGUGCUUUUCAAAGGACUGGGUUUAAACUGCAUUCGUGCCUUUCCUGUGAACAUGGUAGUGUUUGUAACGUAUGAAGCUGUACUGAGAUUUGCAGAUCGUUAUAUAAGCAAAAAAUAGCUUGUUCUAUUCUUUUCAGAGGUGUAUCUUGUUUGUUAUUCUUUUUUGUAAUACAACAUCCACAAUCAACUGCUGAAUUGAUGGACAGCAUAAGAAGCACGGACAUUUCAGCACAAAGCUGAUGACUGAUGGCUUUGUUUCAUUCCAAUAAGAUUACAAACCCAUCAGGGAGUCUUGGAUUCAUAUACAACCUCCCUUUUAUCUCGUUAAAGUAUUUAGACUGCAGCUGCUGCUUUGGCCCUUGAAACAUUUGGGAAUAUUUAUGUUCUAACGAGCUGCUUGUCUGAUCAGAGGUUUUGGUAAAGCACUUAAUUUUGUUUUCUACUGGCCCAGAAAAUGAUCCUCACGACCAAAGCAAGAGCUGGGGGGAGUUUGUGUAAGAUUUAACACUAUCCAGCCUGCGCUCUUUACAUGUAAUGCCUGCACUGCAUUCACUGAGUGACUUACAUAUUUGUGCUUCAGGCUGUAACUUCUCUUUCCCAGCUGUAAUUUUCUCAGAGUACUCUACAAUUAUAUCCCCUUGGCAGCAGCUGAAAUAUGAAUGUCCUUGCUUUUCCCUGUUGCUAUUUAAUGAGUGGCAGGCAUGGUCUUGUUUACAUAACCAGCUAAUGGCCUCACUGCAGUGACGCCAGGCACGGGUUCCCGGCAGCCACGUGAUUUUCUCCCAGAGCCCUACGCAGCAUCAGGCCUCUCACGGAGGCCUAUGGAACAGCAUCUCUCUGAGCUUGGCACAGCUUUGGAGGCAAUCUGUUCUCAUCCUGCAGGGAGGGUGGGAAUAGAUGCAAAGCCUCUUUGCUUUCUCAAAGGAAAGGCUGCUGUAAAAUCUGCGCACUAGUGGGGUUAGGCAAGUUAAAGGAGAGUUGCAAAGUUGUAGAGCAUAAUUAAGAUUUACAGCUUUCAAAAGUGCAUACUCUUCUCCCUUUAAAUGAUGCUGUUAGGAGCAGCCAAAUGUUAUUUUGUCAAAGGUAUAUUUUGAAAGAAUUUAUUACUUCUUUCUCAUCUUCCUAUUACUUCUUUUUCAUUACUUUUUCCUACUUUUCAUUAACAUGUGAAUUGAAAAAAAGAACACCCAUGUUAUUGCUUCAGAAGGAAAACCCCUAAUCCCAGAAAUACUUUAGUUUGCUCAUCCUGCUUCAGGGGCCACAUACAUGCUUUCUUUCUCUGUUUUAAUCCCUGCAUGAUGACACUUGGAGUGGACUGGAUCCAACCCCUCUCACAUUCAGCUAAAAAUGCGUUUCUUGGAGGGGAAGAGGAGUACUAUAUUUUAAAAGGAGUACUCAUAUUCAGGACCCUUUUGGUCCACAGCCACUUUCACCAGUUGAUGGCAUGGCUUUGACUACACCGACAGUAAUUUUGCAGCAGACUUGACAGCUGCCCUGGACACAGAAAAUGAUCUUGUACUAGAAUGACAAUUUUAAAGAUUUCAGGUGCUACUAGUCAAGAAUAAAGGGGACCUCUUCCACUCCAGACAGAGACCACUAAAAAGGUCCACAACUGUACUCCUGAAAUCUAAGCCUUCAACUGGCCUUUUAAACAUGUUUACAGCCUUGCUAUCAAACAAGCAUCAUAAUUCUUCUCUCAAGUCUACCCAGCUCUUGCAGUUGGUCCAAGAGCAGAGUUAAAAGACCAGGCAGGUGCACAGUAUGUCACCUUAAGGGGGAGUGAAAUUAAAGACCCAGCACUGAACUGGAUUCUCUCCACAGUGCUUAUGGCCCCAGCAACCUACCACCCCUGCUUACAGCUUUGAGUGUCAGCACCAAACUACCUUUAGUCAGAAUGUCCUUACAACUGAAGAUUUAAUUAAGUUCUCAAGGUCUGGAAAUCCUCUUAAGAUACCUCUUAAGAGUCUACUACCCUCACGUUUUUAUACAAGGGACACAUUUAACUGAGUGCUGUCCCUGUCCCAGCUGGGCAGUGAUUUAUCCCAGCUCUGCCUGGAUGUUUGGAAUCAAACUCCUUUAUGCUGCUUUAUUCUCAGCUGACCUUGUUCCAGGCAUUACAUCCCCUGAGCAGAGCUAGUAAAAGAAUGCCUGCAAAACAGACUAAACAACCACUUAUUGUUAGGCAGCACUGAUACCACCCAUGGCCAGCCCCAGGUUUGAAUAUUAACCAGCUCAUCUUUCUUGAUAGGCUCACGCAUUCAAAUGACUAAAAAUGUCUCCUGUCAGUGGAACUGAACAGCUGAUUUUGAGACACGAAUUACAGAUGAGUUGUAAAUAUGAGUGGGAAUAAUUGCGGAAGCCAGUAUGAGGGGCUGAGAACUGUAAGCCUUGGGGCAUUCAGCACCAUAUGUAAGCCAUGUGGCCUGAACAAAUGCUACAUGAGAAGCAAAUUGCAUCUCCAGGCAGCUUAUUUCAGGAAGGUAAGGCCUUUGCAAUCCAUCCUGUUCACAGCCCUUUACUGGGAAAAAUUUGUAUACAAUGCAUGGGUGAAAACCUGCCCUAGAGUAAGAACUCACUCUCAGCUAAUUUACGCUGAUAAAAACACCACCAGGUACAGAAACUGACUGCAAGUGCUGUAAACACAGGCACAUAAAUAUCAACCAAUUUGUGUUUUCUGACAUGACACAUAUUAGGUACUUCACUACACACACACACCAAGUUGGGUCUCUGGCUUCUGGUUUUCAGCACUUGACUGCUUUAUUUUCUGAUUUCUUUGUAUUAUCAUGACCUUUAGCUACUCUAACAAUCACAGAACUAUUUAUUCUGAUAAAUUAGCCAGCUGAAGGCCAGCUAACAGAAAGAAGAUGCCACAUUUGCUGUGCUGAUAUUGGGUUUACUUUGCAAUAGGGACUGCAGCUUGUUGUACAGAUGAUUUCUUUCAGUAACAAAGUUGGUGGCCUUGAAAAAAAGAGAAUUUUCUUAGAAGGCACAUUCUGCUUCAAGUUUCAUGUUGCUGACAGUUCCUGUUUCCUCUGACAAUGUUUGUGACUAUCCAAGUAGGUUUCAGCAUGCUUUUUGGUGACUUUAGAAGAGCUGCAGGAACCUAUUCAGAAUCUGUGCUCUUGCAUAGCAACUGUGGCGCACCAUGUUUCCACUGAAGUACCAGUUUUAUACCAAACCUACCUGUAAAGAGGUCACAUUGACCUUCCCCCAUUUCAGAGCUGGCUGCUGUACACAGGGACAUUCAACAUCCAGACUGGAUGUCAGUCAGACUGACUGGCAAACAGGUAAUUUUGGACAACUGACCCUUACUAGCUCACUCUGGGAGCAAUCUGAAGUCUACCUGGAAGGGGGUUAUAAGGCACCUUGUUUCAUCAAAACAAGGACCAGCUACAUCAGAUGAUUAAAGUCAACAUCUAAAAGGGUAGGAAGAGAGGUCAAAACCAGUUUCAAUUAAGGUUUUAGAAAAUAAUAAUAAAAAAGUAAAACCAAAGAAGUUUGAUACAGACUUUUAUCUACAUUUUUAUUACAGUGAGAUGAACAAAAUAAGCAAAUUGAGUAAAAUGUAAUGAACAUUGCCUGAUAGCAUUCUUAGACAUUUCACAUGUGCUUUUGACAACUGCCUUCUUCUAAAUGCCUCUGGGAGAUGAAUUGUAAUUACAACAGAUGUAGGAAUUCACCAAGGCUCUUCUGAGAAACAGUGUCAUUUCAGAGGCAUGCUGGUAUGAAUUCAGAGUACUUGAAAACAGUGCUUGCUCUGUAAACAAAUACUAAAUAGUUUUGCUAUCGCUUUCCUUUCUAGAACUUUCAAAACAGAUUUUAAUUGUUAUAAAAUUAAUCUAUCUGCUUAGAAUAGAGUACUGUUUCUCCUACAGCAUAUUUUCCUUUCAUGAAUAACUAAAUUAAUUCUUAGUUAAUGAAAUAAAUCUUGCAGGAUAAAUCUGCAUUUAAUAUUUUAAACGAGAAAUUUGCAUUAUGAAUUUGUAAAAGCCCUUUUAAAUUCAAUUUAAGUCUUAUCUUUUAUGUAUGGCUUAAAGACGACAAAGAAUAGACUGCAAGAACAGGAAGGUCAUCAUCAAAGUCUAAAGUAAAGAGUUAGCUUAUUUAGUACUGGAUUUAAGAAGCAAUUUUUUUCCCUAAGAAUUGCUCCACUACUCUUAAAAAAUAAAAUUUUUUCUACUGGUUGUUAAGCCCUUGCUGGUAUUGAGAUGAUUUGCGUGUGAGUUAUAAAGACAGUCUCUGUGAACCAUUUUCAUGAAUACAUUAAAGUAAAUGGCAUUAGUGAUGCCAGCUCACACAAACUGUAAAGAAAAAGACAAAAGCUAAGCCUUGCUAUUUUCAGCACAAGUUUGAAACUCACGCAGUAGGACUACAUUUCCCUUGCACUUCUAUCUUUCCUUGGUUCCUUGCACAAACAUAAAUGAACAGGUUUACUUCAUGUACACCUUGGCACUUCCAUCUCAGCAAGGCAGGGUCACGCUGCAGAGGGCGUGUGCUGUGUGA